Messenger RNA from Aegilops tauschii subsp. strangulata, 1239 nucleotides. RefSeq lists its product as uncharacterized. Lineage: Eukaryota; Viridiplantae; Streptophyta; Magnoliopsida; Poales; Poaceae. The record is from RefSeq and is a predicted model, not a curated record.
AAGAUUGCUGAUGAGGCUGCUGAUCGUGCCUAUGAUGAGAGGGCUUUGGCUUAUGAGGAGGCUCUUCAGACGUAUCAUGGUGCUUUGUCUGUUUACACCCAGUGGCUUGAUGAUGAUGCUCGUGCUGCAGCGCCGUUCUCACUGCUAGUGUUCUGCCUCAGUUUGCUUCUGAGUUUCUGGGUCUUCCUACUGUCUUCCAGAUGUGGACCCGUCUUCGUCAGCGCUAUGAGCCCUCUGGUGAUGCCUUAUACCUUUCUGUGGUUCGUCAGGAGCAUGCUCUUCAGCAGGGUGACUCUACUGUUGAUGACUUUUAUGCACAGAGUUCUGCCAUCUGGCGCCAGCUUGAUUCUCUCCGCAGUGCUGGUUGUCGUGCUUGCCCCUGUUGCCAGGCUGUCCAGGCCGAUUUGGAGUUUCAUCGCGUUUACGAGUUCCUGUCUCGGCUCCGUAAGGAGUUUGAGCCCCGGCGUGCUCAGUUGCUUGCUCGUGGCCGUAUUUCUCUCAUGGAGGCGCUUUCAGAGAUUCGUGCUGAGGAGACUCGCCUACGUGGUGCUGGUUUGCUGGAGGUUCCCUCUGUGCUCGCUACUCGGGUUUCUUCCACUCCACCUGCUGCACCGCCCCAUUCUCGCUCGAGUGCUCCGCCGCUCUUGCCCACUCCUUCUGGAGGCUCAGGUCGCCCCCGUUCACAUUGUGACUACUGCAACAAUGAUGGUCAUAUUGAGUCCCAGUGCUACACCAAGCGGAAACACCUGCGCAAGGCGCGAUCAUCAGGGACUGCGUCAUCUCCCUCGCCAGCUUCAGCCAUUGCUUUGACCGAGCAGGAUAUUCUGAGACUUAAGCGUCUGCUCGCGGCUUCAGGUUCUUCCUCGACGGGUACUGCUGGUUCUGUGACUGAUGCUUCCCGCACUGAGCACCCGCCCUCUACACAGUCAGGAUCGUCGCACGCACACUCUGGUUGGGGCUGGCCCUUGCCGCCGUGAUUCUCAGGGUCUUUGGGAGUUGGACUGGCUUCAUGUUCCUUCCGCUGCCACCACCAUCGCCAGUUCCUCCGCUGCUGUCGCUUCUGUUACUGGUUCCUUCAAGCAGUGGCAUCAUCGACUUGGUCAUCUGUGUGGUUCUCGAUUAUCGUCUUUAGUUCGUCGAGGUCUUCUGGGGUCUGUCUCAGGAGAUGUCUCUUUAGAGUGUCAGGGUUGUCGUCUUGGCAAGCAGAUUCAGCUACCAUAUUCUCAUAGUGAGUCAGUG